GGAAGCAGUUGGUUCACAGCUGACACUUUUUUGUUUUGGUGUACGCGGCUGUAUCCACAUCUUCUCUAAGAGCUGUUUAUAUCCUCACUGAAGUCACAGGACGAUGAAGAAAUUUUUUGAAGACAUUAAAAAGGACAUAAAGUUCAAGUCAGCCGGGCCUGGUAAAAAGCUGACAGAGGAUACCAGUGCCAGACCUGAGCCUGUCCACAGCAGCACCGCCAGACCUUAUCAUGCACCUAGUGAAGGAGCCCAGAGAGCAGGGGCAGCUGCUCUGGCACGUAUAGAGCAGCAGCACAAGCCCAAAGUGCACACUUCUCACGAUACCAUUAGGAACCAAGUAAAAAGAGAAUUGGAGGCUGAGGCAGCGGCACUGGCUGAAAAAGAAAAGCCGGAUACUGCGGAGGGCUCUCAAGUAAAAGACCCUUCCAGUUUGUCAGUGUCUGGUGUGUAUUUCACUUGCCCUUUGACAGGAGCCACUUUAACCAAGAGUGAAAGGGAGGUCCACAUAAAAGAAGCAAUUUUUAUGCGUUUUGAGGAAGAUGCAGUGGAGGCCUCUGUUAUGAUGAUGCACACGUUCAACAAAGACAGAGAUAAAGUGAAAGCUGCUGUUGACAUCAUAAGCAAGUAUGUUGACAACAUUUGUAAAAAUCCAUCAGAAGAAAAAUACAGAAAAAUUAAACUCUCCAACAAGGUUUUUCAGGAGAAAGUGCGAUGUGUUGAGGGCAGCAGAGAGUUUCUUGAGGCACUCGGUUUUAUAAGCACUUCACUUCCUGUAGAAGGUCAAGAGGAAGAGGAGUUCUUGGUGCUGCCAGAGCAGAGCUCUGAUGAUCUGGAGCUAAUGAAAGAGAGGAGGGACCGCCUGCAGAGAGGAGAGCCGGUCAGAGCUGUGCUGGACAGGCAACCUCAGGCCCUCAGACCGUCGCCCAACGCUCAGCGCUUUGAGCUUCCUCCAGAGUUCUAUAACCUCUCAGCCGAGGAGCUCAAGAAGGAGCAGCAGCAGCGGAGUGAUUUAGUCGAAAAGAAUUCAAUGUUGCGGACUAAGGUAAUGAGAGAGAAAGAUGAACAGAGAGAGAGACGAAAAUACAACUACACUUUGCUGAGAAUCAGGUUGCCUGAUGGAAACCUGCUACAAGGGACCUUUUAUGCCUGGGACCGUCUCACUACAUUGUACAGUUUUGUGAGAGAGUCUCUGGUGGAUGGCUGGCAGCCAUUUGAACUGAUCGCUCCUGGAGGCCAAAAACUACAGGAGUCAGAGGAUGUGGCUCUUGCAGAGUGCAAUUUGGUGCCCGCUGCCUUGCUCACCUUUGCCUGGGACGCAGCUGUGCAGGCCGAUAUCGCAGCCGCAGGAGGAAAAAGUCCUGCUCUGCUGAAACCAGAGCUUCUUGAAAAAAUUCAGACCCUGAGCUGAGUCAACACUGCUUUCAUACUUUAGAAUUACCUAAUGACUUGUGACAUGUACUUUACAACUGAAGACAGUAGCAGGCAGUCAAACACCAGGGGCAUCGCUGAUGCAAUUACAAUAUUUUUGAGUCCAGCCCUGUCCCAUUCUGUGGGCAGAAUUCUACUGUACAUACUUUAACAUCUAGAGUGUGCUUUAAAAGAUGAAAGACAAGUAUAGUUGUGUUAAGUGAAGUCCAUGUUUGUGGUUUGGAUACAUGACAGUUUAACACAUGAUAGAAGGUUUAUGGAUGGGUAAAGUUCAGUAAGAUUAAUGAGUCAUGCUGAAGGCAAGAUGGGUGUAUCAAUGACAGGGUUAUCCAGUGUCCAUUUGAUAAACUGUUUCCUGUCAUUGACCUUCUGAUGUGAAUCUGGCUCAGCUGCACAACUCUGGACUGCUGUGUCCUGCUUCACUUAAGCUGUUAACUUUGCACUACUGAACUUGGCUGUGUGAAUUUCAAACCUCACAGCACGUUAACAAGUCAGGAAAAUAUUAAAUGCUUCAAUGUUCAUUUCAUCAUCGUUUAUUGUUGCAACCGUAUUGCGUAAUUCAUGUUUGUUCAUAUUAAGUAUUUAAUUGAUUUCAAUAAUCUACAAAUUCCACAUUAAUAUGCAUAAGAUCAAAAGGUUAAUUUGGUUUUAAUUUGGUUAACAUCUACCUCUAAUGUUUAAAUGCAUCCAUUGCAUGUAAACCUUAACAGGCAGUUAAAGAGGAAUACAGUUAAUGUUAAACACCUGUGAGAUGUUAAUUUGGACAGAGCCUUGUCCAGUCGUUUGGACUUUUGUGAGGCUUGCACCAUGUGACUGUUUAAGAUGCUGUUUUGUGCAUUUCCUUUUAUUCUGCCUGUAACCAAGACCGUUAACAUUAAGUCAAUAAACAUGACAACAAAGUUGCUUGCUGACAACCA
Boleophthalmus pectinirostris (great blue-spotted mudskipper) is the source of this 2345-nucleotide messenger RNA. RefSeq names its product UBX domain protein 6 (gene ubxn6). NCBI's taxonomy places the organism in Eukaryota, Metazoa, Chordata, Actinopteri, Gobiiformes, Gobiidae. The transcript has 11 exons. The record is from RefSeq and is a predicted model, not a curated record. The coding region runs from base 104 to 1408 and encodes 434 amino acids. Gene Ontology annotation, molecular function: protein binding. Gene Ontology annotation, cellular component: cytoplasm.